CGCAAGGAUUUCGAAAAAUACAGCCAACGAAAUCCUUCAAGAACAUCUUAAGCAGCCGCAAAAUUUAUGAUCCUGUCGAGCGGGUUAACUCAAGCCGCUACUAGAGAUUAGGAGAGACAAGUGGACAGGGCACACAGCAUAGCAGAAGAUACAGAUUCGGACCUGGGGCGUUGUAGACUGGUUUUACACUAUUUAAGAUAUUUUUAACUAUACGUUUGCCAUGGAGAAGAAGUUAAGCUUACAGGACUAUGAAAAUUUUUACAAGAGUGCUCUAUUGAGCCGGCAAAAAGUGCAUCAGAACGUGCCAAAGACUUUGAAUAGAUUGAGUAAAUUCCAGCAAAUAUGUCGCGUGUGUGGCUGCAGCGACGAUGGAACCUUUGUGGACUUGGAUAAAUAUCAGGAAUUUGAGUUUGAGCCAACGAUUAGCAGCUAUCGGCAGCUCUUUCAGCGUGCCUCGUUGCAGUUUCAAUUCAGUACCAUGCCCGAUAUGCCGGGGCGUAUUUGCGGCAUAUGUUCCUACAAAGCGAAGAUAUUUUUUCUACUCACGCGCCAGUUUGUGAUCGGUCAGCAGAUAAUGCGCACGGCUGUCACGGACUACUAUCGGGAUAACUAUGCCAUUGAGCCGCCCGAGCAGCUGGAAGAUCUACUGCAGUUGCGUAAGCAAUUGGAAAAUGUUUCCAAAAUCAAGCAAAAGUCAACGAAAGCAGCCAAAUUAACUAGUGUCUACGGCCAAGUGAAGUCCAAUGUUACCAGACGUAAGGCCAAACCGAAUCGUUCAUCUUCAAGCGAUCACCGCUUCGAUGUAAAACCUAAAGACUCCAGCGACUCAACCAAUCACCGGGCGAACAAAGUCCCGAAAGGUCGCAAAAACACCAUUAGCAAUCAGACGUCACCACCGUCUAGAGUCAACAACGUACGUCAGCCGAACAGAGCUCCAAAUCCUGUUAAGAAUGUCAAUAGCAAGUCAGGAUUAGUCGCACAGCGAGCGCCGCCGUAUGUCCGCAAGGAACGAACUGGAGCCAAGGCUAGUUCAAGCAAUAAGGAAGUCGUGGAAUGCCAUGUUUCGCCUCGAUUGAUCAAGAAAUGCACUAACUUCGCAGAACUGCUGCCAGUCAAAUCUGUGAUGCAUCACAAAAUCCAAAUCAAUCCAGCCGAUGGAUCGCCACACAAAUCAAAUAUACCGCCAUCCAAAGCCCAGUUGCAGAAGAAGCUAUUGGAGAGGCGUAAACAAUGGCGUUAACCAGACCUCCUCCAUGCUUGUUUUUAUAAUCGAUAGCAAUUAGUUUUAAGUUAAUAAUUUUUUUAUUUUUAUAUAAAAGAAAGUC
Messenger RNA from Drosophila navojoa, 1325 nucleotides. RefSeq lists its product as uncharacterized. Lineage: Eukaryota; Metazoa; Arthropoda; Insecta; Diptera; Drosophilidae. Gene Ontology annotation, molecular function: zinc ion binding. The record is from RefSeq and is a predicted model, not a curated record. Gene Ontology annotation, cellular component: nucleus.